Molecule: messenger RNA, 1108 nt
Organism: Cucurbita maxima (winter squash)
Lineage: Eukaryota; Viridiplantae; Streptophyta; Magnoliopsida; Cucurbitales; Cucurbitaceae
Exons: 2
Coding region: 107-844 (245 amino acids)
Source: RefSeq, a predicted model, not a curated record
UGUGUCUUUCUAUCUCUCUAUGAUCAUCAUGAAGACUCUCUCUGUCACUCUCGAAAACGCGCAGUUUUUGUUUUAAAUUUUAUUUGUUAUUUUAUUUGUGUUCGUUAUGGAUCCUGGUGAAGCGGCGCGUCGGAUGCUUGUCGGAUCUAAUUGUGGUAAGGCGAUUAUCAAUCCCAUAACGAUGAGAUUCCGACCGAUCGCGCCGAAGCCUGUCGCCGGAGCCUCUGUUUCCGGCGACACCUCAUCGAUAUUGAAAGGAAGGAGGAAGAGGAAGUACGUUAGGGUUCAGGGGUAUAAUAGGAAGAAGAAAACUACAAGAUCAAACACCACCACCACCGAGGCCGCCGCGACGACGCUGCAACUGCUCCCGGAACGACACGUGGAGAUCUUCGGAAGCGGAUCUCCGGAGGUGGGGUUGGUAUCAGAUGGGAAGCGUGGAGCGGCGGCGGAGGAGGUGUGGGUGACGGUAGAAUGCGCGAGGGGGGCGUGCAUUGAGGGAGACGAGGAGGAGAGGAUGAAGAAGCUAGAAGAGGACACGUGUCCAGGGUUCGUAUCGGACGGUGUGGAUAGAGUAGAGUGGGUAAACGAGGCGUUGAAAAGAAUGGUGAGGCAAAGGCAGAGAAGCAGUGAGGCAGGUGAGGAAAUAGAGAUAAGGCUGAGAACAAGGCCAAGAUUGGGUUACUUGGGGAGAGCAUUCACGUGCCAAAUGAAGCUGCACUUCAAAGCUGGUACUACGGACAUGGUGGUGCCCUGUGAUGCGUGGAGAAUAGCGGGCGGAGGGACUGCAUGGAAACUCGACCUCAAUGCCGCCCUCUCUCUAGCUCCUCCACUUCAACAAGAUUAGUUAACCCCCAAAACUUCAGGUGGUAAUGGAAGGCGGAGGGUAAGAGAAAGUAAGGAGUUUGGGUAUAUAAAGUGUAAAUAAAUAGGUAAGGAGGUGUAGAAGGGUAUGCAUUUAUGGAUAUCACCAAGCAACCGACAACAGCCGCCUGGAGCCAUGGAUGGAAUCAUCGCUCAAUACAAACAAACAAACUGUAACAUAAAUAUUAAAUGUUCUACAUCUAAACGUUUUGCCUUGGCUCGAAUCAAUUUGACACGUCUUUUUUCU